AUGCAGGGGCUCUUGCGCCGCCGAUGGCUCCCUCCCUUGUCCGCCGCGUGGCUCGCCCUCUUGGCCCUCCGGCUGGCUGCGAGCGACCAGGCCGCGGACGUGGGGCUUUGGAAUGGAGCACGGAAGGGAUCCCUUCCUGAGGUCAAGAAAUAUCUGAGCCAAGACGCGGACCCCAAUUUCUAUUGGACGGACAGUGGUGACGCCGACUGUGAUUCCAGUGACGAAAUCUGUGGAACGUCGGUUCUGGCCGCUGUUUUUGGCAACAAGGCUGUGGUGCUUCAGAGCCUGGUCGACGCUGGCGCCGAUGUCAAUUUCUUGAACGGCACAAUGGCAGAAGGAUUCUGUGAAAUCGACUCCUUCGAUUACGGCACUGUGGCACCCCUGUACGUUGCCGCAAUAAAAAAUAACUCCUUUGCCGUGGAAGUGCUUCUGGAGGCAGAUGCGCAACCCGACAUUCCCUGCGGUGGUGGCGUGUUCUCACCCCUGGUCAUAGCUGCCUCUCGAGGGACCAAGGCCGUGCUCGACCUGCUGCUGGCCGCCCAGCCUGAUGUUGAUACUGUGGAUGAAGGCGGCGCUGGAGACACAGCCCUCCACGGGGCCUUGAAGCGAGUAGCGGUGUUCGAGGAGCAAAACGAGUUUGUCGAGGCCCUGCUGGCGGCCAACGCCUGCGCCAACAUUCCAAACUUGUUGCACGGGGACACUGCUGUGCACACGGCGGCAAGGAGUGGGAACCUUCGCGCGGUAGAACUACUAAUGGGGGCUGAGGGGGAUCCCAUGCAGCGAAACAAUGCAGGUUUGACUCCAGGGGAUGUCGUUUGCAUUUCUAUCAAGACUGGUGAAGUGGUGGAGGGGUGCGACGGCGACAAAGUCAAGGCGCUUCUGGAAUCUCAGAUGGGCGAACAAGCAGACCCCCCUGCAAUGGUGGACUGUGAGAAUCCCAGAGAUGCCGAAGAUAAGCUACGAUGUGCCCUUCAAGGUGGCGCGGAUGGCACAACGCAGGGGUGA
This is a messenger RNA of Ostreobium quekettii, 1005 nucleotides long. Lineage: Eukaryota; Viridiplantae; Chlorophyta; Ulvophyceae; Bryopsidales; Ostreobiaceae. The record is from the annotation of a GenBank genome assembly.